CACAAUUUUCACUGCAUCGAUAUCCGAAAACUUUUAUCGAAUUCGUUUCUGUUGUUUUAUAGUAGUGAAUAGUUACUUGGUUCUGAACGGAGUGAUUCAUGAUCGUGGCGUCCUGGGGCCGUACCACGCAACCGAACUGAUUAUACAACCACCGGUCCACGAUCACAUUUAGGUAAUCUGCUUUUCUCAUCACUGCCUUCAAUCGACACAGCUACUCCGGUUUUGUUUCUAGGACAGUCGUUCUGCCAAUGGCCGGCGUUAAAGUUAAGCACGAAAUCCUGGAGGAAUUGAACGGUGACGACAGUAACAAUACGAAAACGAAGGAUGUUUCGGGAGCUCCGGUGAUUGAUAUUGAUAGUUCCGAUGACGAUUCCUGUUCAUCUGGCGAUGGAAUUAAAAAUGGCAAGAGGUCUAGGGUUUCGAGAGGUGUUGACGAAGUUCAGAGUAACAAAAAGAAUAAAUCUGCUGAUGGUGUGACUCUUCCCGUAGGUUUUCUAGAUCGUUUGCCGCCUAAGGAUGCGGCAUUGCAAAAUAAGAAGGGAAAUAUUGUUUCGUCGGAACGGAACUGUAAGCAGUUUUGGAAAGCUGGCGAUUUCGAAGGAGGUUCCGGAUCUUCCAGAUCUUCCGGUGGUGGUUGGGAUGCACCCGCAGGUGGUAUAGAUCAUUUAAGGGUUCAUCCAAGAUUUCUGCACUCCAAUGCAACUAGUCAUAAAUGGGUUCUUGGAGCUUUUGCAGAACUUCUGGACAAUUCACUAGAUGAGGUCUGUAAUGGUGCUACUUAUGUCAAGAUUGACAUGCUAACAAACAAGAAAGAUGAUAACAGAAUGUUGCUGAUUGAAGAUAAUGGUGGUGGGAUGGACCCUGAUAAAAUGCGUCUAUGCAUGUCUCUUGGCUUUUCUUUGAAAAGCAAGAUCAAAGAUGCUAUUGGACAAUAUGGGAAUGGUUUCAAAACAAGCACCAUGAGGCUUGGAGCUGAUGUUAUUGUCUUCUCUCGAUGCUCUGGGAAAAACGGAAAUAGGCCUACACAAAGCAUUGGUCUAUUGUCCUACACGUUUCUUCGGAGCACAGGAAAGGAAGACAUUGUAGUUCCAAUGCUUGAUUAUGAAAGACGUGAUCGAGAAUGGAAGAAGAUGAAACGAGCAUCAGCAAGUGAUUGGGAUAAAAACGUUGAGGCAAUGGUACAAUGGUCUCCUUUUUCAAGUGAAACAGAUCUAUUGAAACAAUUUGACAAGAUGAAAGAUCAAGGGACUCGCAUAAUCAUAUACAAUCUAUGGGAAGAUGAUCAAGGCCAAUUAGAGCUCGAUUUUGAUGCCGAUAAACAUGAUAUUCAAAUUCGAGGUGUUAAUAGAGAUGAGAAAAGUAUAGAAAUGGCAACACAGUAUCCCAACUCUAGACACUUCCUCACAUAUCGCCACUCUCUCAGGAGUUAUGCAUCGAUUCUGUAUCUAAGAGUUCCUCCUUGCUUCCGGAUGAUUCUGCGUGGGGUUGAUGUGCAACAUCAUAAUAUUGUAAAUGAUAUGAUGAUGACAAAUGAAGUGACAUAUCGUCCGCAGCCUGGUCUUGAUGGGGUCCCCAAGGACUUAAAUAUGGUUGCUACAGUUACUGUGGGAUUUGUAAAGGAUGCAAGGGCUCAUAUCGAUGUACAAGGAUUCAAUGUUUAUCAUAAAAACAGACUCAUCAAGCCAUUUUGGAGACUUUGGAAUGCUGCAGGAAGUGAUGGUCGUGGGGUCAUAGGUGUGUUGGAGGCUAAUUUUGUUGAACCAGCUCAUGACAAACAAGGAUUUGAACGCACCAAUGUUCUUUCAAGACUCGAAACACGCCUCGUUCAUAUGCAGAAGACAUACUGGAAUGCAUACUGUCACAAAAUUGGGUACGCGCCACGUCAGCACAAGAAUAAACCGGAAGACCUAGAACCUUCUCCUAAUUACAAAGAUGACCCUUCUUCUAAAAAGAAGAAUAAGAUACAUGGUGUAGGUGUUGGCUCUUCUGAAUCAACAUCACCUAUGUUUCAAAACAUGCAAGAUAAUGAUUUGAAAACAAACAUGACUCCUAAACAUGCAAAUGCAAAUGGAGAUUAUUAUUCUCAGAGAGACGCAUCAGGUCAAAAGACUCGUUUGGUUUCAGCUCUUGAGAGGUUGAAUCAAUUGGUUGAAGAAAACCGUGAGUUGAAGGAAAGAUUGAAAAGACGUGAAGAAGAGGUGUUAGGUAAUCUGCUUCAGGAUCUAGAAUCUGAAAAGAAUCGUUGCAAAACACUUGAAGCACAGAUUGAAGAGGAAAAACACAAAUAUGAUGUAUUAAACAGGGAGCAAGAAAGUAUCAUUGCUAUAUUUACCGAGGAGAGAGAACGUAGAGACUCUGAGGAGCAAACACUGAGAAAGAAGUUGAAGGAAGCGGAAGCUACAAAUAAGAACCUGGUGGAAAAGGUGACACAGUUGCAGUUGGAGAAGAUGAAGAGUCAGGGGCGCAAGUGGGGUCAGUAGGAGGAGGACAUAAUGUAUGUAGCGUCUGCUAGUGCCUGUUAUGCAUAAUUUGCUGAUGUUUUAGAGUUUUCUGUUUUAGAAGUUAUGGAUGGUUUCAGUUUGUAUGAAAAAUGGAAGGGUUGUUACUUGUUAAUUGUUAUGGUUGUGUUUACUUGCUACCACGCUGUUUGCUUAAGUCAAGUGUCAUGAUUUGUUGCUUAUUUAUGGGAUAGUGAUUGCUCAUAAUAUGUUUCAAAUUAAAGAAAGAGUUAUUGUAUUUAGUGGUUUUGUAUUUUAUGAAAAUCAAUGUAACUCAUCAAAUAUGCUCUAAUGGCAAAUCGGAGGUCUAAUGAGCAAAUUUUGUUAGGACUUUUGGAGUAUUUUUGUGUAUGAAAAUGCC
Molecule: messenger RNA, 2859 nt
Organism: Lactuca saligna
Lineage: Eukaryota; Viridiplantae; Streptophyta; Magnoliopsida; Asterales; Asteraceae
Source: the annotation of a GenBank genome assembly